UUAAACGAAUAAUUAUUAGGUACUACUUGGCGCACAGUGCCGCUCAUCUUCUCAAUUGUCAAUAUGUCACGAACAGGAACGAAACUUGAUGCAAAAAAAGUGAACUCUGAAUUGUUUACUUUAACUUAUGGUGCACUUGUGGCCCAAUUGCUUAAAGACUAUGAGAAUGUAGAAGAUGUUAACAAGCAGUUGGAAAGAAUGGGAUACAACAUGGGAAUUCGACUGAUAGAAGACUUUCUAGCACGAACAGGUUCCGGUCGAUGUUAUGAUUUCAGAGAUACUGCCGAGAAGAUACAGAGUGGCUUUAAGAUAUUUCUCGGCAUCACACCAACAAUCAUGAAUUGGAGUCCAGCUGGCGACGAAUUUUCUUUAUGCUUCGAGACAAAUCCUCUAACUGAAUUUGUAGAAUUACCAGACCAUUGUUUAAACUUGAAAUAUUGUAAUAUAUUGACCGGUGUACUCAGAGGUGCUUGCGAAAUGGUGCAAAUGGAAAUUGCCUGUUGGUUUGUGCAAGAUCAGCUUAAGAACGACAACGUUACUGAAUUGCGCGUAAAAUUUGUCAAAAGGCUAGAAGAUGCGAUACCAGCAGGCGAAGAUUAGGUGUAUAUAUUUAAUGUAUACUAAUAUCUAUAAUCUUUCGUAUACCCUCCUAUUUAAAUAAUAUUUCAUAUCUUACGUUAAGAUAUAUAAUAAUUAGCUGUAUAUCUUCACUACUUGCAUUCCGCAAAUUUUUUGUUUUAAAAUGUAUUAAGAAUGUCAUUUUUA
Odontomachus brunneus is the source of this 765-nucleotide messenger RNA. RefSeq names its product trafficking protein particle complex subunit 3 (gene Bet3). Bases 64 to 600 code for a protein of 178 amino acids. The record is from RefSeq and is a predicted model, not a curated record. NCBI's taxonomy places the organism in Eukaryota, Metazoa, Arthropoda, Insecta, Hymenoptera, Formicidae. Gene Ontology annotation, cellular component: cytosol; TRAPP complex; cis-Golgi network membrane. Gene Ontology annotation, biological process: endoplasmic reticulum to Golgi vesicle-mediated transport; intra-Golgi vesicle-mediated transport. The transcript has 2 exons.